AUGGUGGCUGGGUUUUCGGCACUGAAAAUGGGCAAUCAUGUGAGUCACAAUCUGAAACACGCUUUGCACCACGAAAACCACUCGAAAUCGUCAAACAAGAAGCCGCACGAGCCGCCCCACAAGAAGAAGCAGACUCUCGGCAUUCUCGCUUUCGAAGUCGCCAACGUGAUGUCCAAGAUUAUUCACCUCCACAAAUCCCUCUCCGAAAACGAGAUCCUCACCCUUAAAACCAACAUCUUCAGCUCAGAGGGCGUCAAAACCCUCAUCUCCAGCGACGAAAAACAGCUCCUCGAGCUCGCCCUCGAGGAAAAACUCGAUGAUUUAAACUCUGUCGCUAGUGUAGUUUCCAGAUUAGGCAAAAAAUGCACUUUACCCGCCCUUCAGGGCUUUGAGCAUGUUUAUGGGGACAUAAUCUCUGGGUCUAUUGAUACUAAGGAGCUCACUUUCUUGGUUAAGGACAUGGAAAGCAUGAUUCGGAAAAUGGAGAGGCUCGUGAACUCGACCACUAAUUUGUACUCGGAGAUGGAGGUUAUGAACGAGCUCGAGUCCGCCACAAGGAAGUUUCAGCACAACCAUCACCAGGAAAGCUGGAAAGCCUUCGAGCAGAAGCUGACGUGGCAAAAGCAAGAUGUGGGCCACUUGAAGGAUAUUUCCCUCUGGGGGCAGACCUAUGAUAAGGUCGUCGAGCUUUUGGCCCGAACUGUAUGUACAGUGUACGUCCGAAUUCACUCUUUGUUCGGAGAUUUCCACUCGGGAGGUGAUAUUUGUAAUAAUUCAUCGGUUUGUAGGUCUCAGGUAGGUUUUAGCAGUAGCUUUAGACGGGCGAAUAAUGUUGUUAGCAAGGACUCUGGUAAUUUGAAGAAACCAAUUUCAUCGAAGAAUAAUAACAAUGGGCAUCAUCAGCGAAGAGGGGCAGUUUCGGGAUUUCACGAAAAUUUAGGGGUUCCCUUUCGUCCGGAGCACUUAGGCCCGGCGUGUUGCUCGGUUCCGGGGAGAAUGUUCUUGGAGUGCUUGAGUUUAAAUCAUUCCAUUUCGAAAGUCGAUUAUGAUGACGAUGAUCACGAUCAUGAUCAUGCUACUUACCAUUGUGAAAGCAGCCGGAUUUCGGGCUUUCUGAGCGCGACAAGUGGCAUGACGACGACGACCGGGCUUUCGGGUUUGCUUCUUCACGCCACCAGUCGCGACCACACCACCCCCAGGGGCAAUUCGGUCAAUUCGUCAAAAUUCGGGCCCAAAGGACGGCUAAUGGGCCACGCGGCCCCGAGUUCAGUCGGGGCCUCGGCCCUCGCCUUGCACUACGCCAACAUAAUCAUUGUUCUCGAGAAAUUCCUAAAAUACCCUCACCUUGUAGGGGAUGAGGCCAGGGACGAUCUUUACAGGAUGCUUCCAACGAGCAUGAGAAGGGCAGUGAGGGUGAGUUUGAAGAGCUAUGCGAAUGACGUGGCGAUUUACGAUGGGCAUAUCGCGCACGGGUGGCGGGAGAGGCUCGAGAGGACACUCGGGUGGCUGGGAGCUCUGGCACACAACACGAUGAGGUGGCAGAGCGAACGGAAUCUGGAGCAGCAGCAGAUGGUGAAGCGGACGAACGUGCUUCUUGUCCAGACGUUGUAUUUUGCAGAUCGGGAGAAAACUGAGGGGGUUAUCUGUGAGGUGAUUGAGGGGUUGAAUUAUAUAUGUAGGUAUGAGCAGCAGCAGAAUGCGUUGGCGGAUGGGGGAAGUAGUUUCGAUUUCGAGGAGUGUAUGGAGUGGCAAAUGCAGUUCAGGGGUUCGUAUGAUUCUUGA
Striga asiatica is the source of this 1782-nucleotide messenger RNA. Lineage: Eukaryota; Viridiplantae; Streptophyta; Magnoliopsida; Lamiales; Orobanchaceae. The record is from the annotation of a GenBank genome assembly.